Panicum virgatum (switchgrass) is the source of this 642-nucleotide messenger RNA. RefSeq names its product protein KTI12 homolog. NCBI's taxonomy places the organism in Eukaryota, Viridiplantae, Streptophyta, Magnoliopsida, Poales, Poaceae. Bases 181 to 441 code for a protein of 86 amino acids. The transcript is spliced from 5 exons. The record is from RefSeq and is a predicted model, not a curated record.
UUCUUUCUUUUUGAAUUGUUUCCAUCCAGAGAUGAAAUAGUGGAAUCAGCUCCUGUCAUUGCCGAGGCUGUGUCGUAUUUGACAAAAAAGGUGGAUUCAAAAACAAGAGAUGUAAAAGUUCUCCAACCUACAAUUGCCACUCAGACUGUGAGAACAACAGAGGCUAAUUCCCUUUAUGAGAUGGACAAAGCAACACAGGAAGUGGUGAAUGCAAUUGUUGAAGCACAAUCCUGUGGUCUUGGGCUUGCCAUGAACAAGAUUUCUAUUGGACCUAACUUGCCAAAUAUCAAUCUUCAAAGAUCUGUUGGCCUGCCUGAGCUCCGAAGCCUGCGACGAACAUUCAUUAAGCUGGCAGGGCAGUACAGCCUGAGUGGCCCACCACCACCGACUGAUGCAAAGAGGAUGUUUGUUGACUACUUAAACCGUGAAGUUGGUGCUUGAUGGGUUUUCCUCUCUGAUGUAUAAAUAAUUUGGGGGCUAACAUAUACUUUUAGUGGCGUUGAAAAGACUGCAUGCCCUGAUUGUAUCUUCGGUAUAGGAUUUCAUAAAUGCUGACAUCAUACAGGAAUUCUUGUACCUUUGUAACAUACAAAAUUCUAGGGAAACUGAACUUUGAAAAUCCACUUGUUUCAAUUCGUAUUA